Molecule: messenger RNA, 5209 nt
Organism: Bacillus rossius redtenbacheri
Lineage: Eukaryota; Metazoa; Arthropoda; Insecta; Phasmatodea; Bacillidae
Product: WD repeat domain phosphoinositide-interacting protein 4-like
Exons: 8
Coding region: 372-1382 (336 amino acids)
Biological process (GO): protein lipidation; nucleophagy; autophagy of mitochondrion
Cellular component (GO): extrinsic component of membrane; cytosol; phagophore assembly site membrane
Molecular function (GO): phosphatidylinositol-3,5-bisphosphate binding; protein binding; phosphatidylinositol-3-phosphate binding
Source: RefSeq, a predicted model, not a curated record
UUUUACGCAGAUAGAUAAAACAACAAUGGUUAUACUUGUUAAAUAUAAGGUUUAUUUACGUAAAAUAUCAUACUGUUGAUUGUUAAAAAUGUGAUUUCUUUUUUAAUGUUUUCUUGUACAAAACAUGUCUUUUUAUAUAAAAUAUUUUCCUUAUUUAAAGCUUAAAAUUAGUAAUGUUGAAUCAGCUGUUUCCAAGUUCAGCUUCCGGUCAUUGUGUUGUAUUGUUGACUACGUAAAUAAUGAGCGGAAGAUUUGUCAAGACGUUGUCAUUUAGGUUGUUAAUGCUAAUGCAAGUGUAAUAUAAAAAGUCAUCGUUGGAAGGCAAACCUAGUUUUUAAAAUGUUUGAUAACACUUAGCAUUAUUUGAAGAUAUGGCAAGCGGGAAAGGAGUAAUCAAUUUGAGGUUUAAUCAAGAUCAAGGAUGCUUCUCAUGCUGUAUGGAAAGUGGCAUUCGUAUCUACAAUGUAGAUCCUCUGGUGGAGAAGGCACACUUUGACGUCGAGGUGACGGGCAGCGUUGCUCACUGUGAGAUGCUGCACCGCACCAAUCUGCUGGCGAUAAUCGCCGGAGGCUCCCGCCCCAAGUUCUCUGACAACACUGUCUUGGUGUACGAUGACAUCUCCAAGAAGUUUGUGAUGGAGAUCUCGUUUGCUGCCCCGGUGAGGGCGGUGCGUCUCAGGCGGGACAAGCUGGUGGCGGUGCUGAGCGACCAGAUCCACGUGUUCUCGUUCCCGUCGCCGUGCCAGCGGCUGUUCACGGUGGAGACGCGCAGCAACGUGCUGGGGCUGUGCGAGGUGAGCCCGAUCCUGGCGGCGGAGCGCCAGCUGCUGGUGUUCCCGGGCCACAAGCAGGGCAGCGUGCAGCUCGUGGACCUGGCCAGCACGGAGGCCGGCAUCUCGACCGCGCCCGUCACCAUCAAGGCCCACGAGCACGAGCUGGCGUGCCUGGCGCUCAACCAGCAGGGCACCAUGGUGGCCACGGCGUCGCGCAACGGCACGCUCAUCCGCGUGUGGGACACGGGGCGGCUGGCGCAGCUGGCCGUGCUGCGGCGCGGCUCCGACGCCGCCACGCUCUACUGCAUCAACUUCAGUCAGGAUUCUGAGUUUUUGUGCUGUUCUAGUGACAAAGGCACAAUCCAUAUAUUUGCCCUGAAAAAUACAAGCCUUAAUAGGAAAAGUGCUUUCGGGGAGUGGCAGCGCGCGCACGCCAACUUCCCCGUCCCGCCGGAGUGUGCGUGCAUCUGUGCGUUCGGCUCCAAGAGCACCAUCAUAGCCGUGUGUCUGGACGGGACGUUCCACAAAUACGUGUUCAGCGCGGACGGCAACUGCAACAGACAAGCGUUCGAUGUUUUCCUGGACGUGUGCGACGACGAAGACUUCUAGUACCUGUUGUGCCGCGACGAACUAGCUUCUACACUUCAGGAGCAUCAGUUUUGAGACAGCCAAACUUCUUAUGUGAUCUUUGUGCGGUAUUUUGAUACCCGUUUAAAAAUAUAAACGUGUAUAUAUUGUACUAUAGUCAUUUUAAUAGAUUGUUUUUUUAGUGUUUUUGGCAUGCACAACUAGGAUGUAUGAAGUUUGUCAGAUAAAUGAUGCCACUUUUAUAUUUUUUUUUAAAACUGAAGUAUUGUCUUUGUGGCGGAAAUUUUUUCUUUUUCAAAUGCCUAAAUUGUAACUGUUGCCAAAUUUUAUGUAUUGGUUAUUAUAGAAUAAUUUCUUGUUUAUAAUUUAUUUAAAGUAUGGCAUAAUUGUAUGUAUACAGGAAACACAUUGCAAAUGCAUUUUCCUUCUCUGUUUGUGUGGAAUGAAUCGUAACGACUAAUGUUUUCCAAAACAUAAAUAUCGCCAUGGCUAAGUUUCUAGCAAACAGCUGCCCACACCAUUUCAAGAAAAGGGCGGACAAACUGAAAUGUCGAAUAAGUACCUGCAAUAUUUUAUUUUAUAUCUAUUUUUUGCCUCACAAUUUUAAAAUCAUUUAAAUUAUUUAGAUUUUAUUUAGCUAUUUAGCGGUUUUUAUUUAUUCAUUUGAUUUUAGCCAGGAAAAUAAAAUUAAAAAAAAAAAAAAAGGAAACAUGCCAGUGAUUUCAAGAAAUUUGAAAUGUCUCCUUGUACAGUUUACAGGAACACCAUGAAAAUAAAAUAGCGUGUGCUUGCUCAUAAUAGUGAUGAUUUAUCUAUUCCUAGUGAAAUAAUUGACAGUAACUGAGAAAGCAGACACGGUUUCUACAUAUUCAUGUGCAUCACUUGCAGGAGUCAUUAAAUAUCCUUUUAUUUUUCCUUGAUAUGAUUUUCUCAGUGAAAUUUAGAAUCUUCCCAUCAGUGUUCAUCCAGUUCAUCCAGGGGAACGUUGAUUCAGCGUUUCCUAGAGUCUGUUGUAACGGCUUAACCUGGACAAUGAGCUCUCAUCGGUUCUCUUAUACUCACAUAUCCUUUUUUUAAAUACCUUUUACUAGAUUAAAUGUUCUCCAAUGUUUGUAACUACACAAUUUUUUGCUUACGUUUGUUGUAGAACAUUCCGCUGGGAAAGACACAGGAGCAGUGGUGUGUUAAUGUAUGUUUCUGAAAGUCUCGCCUCGGGUGAAUGUACAGGUAUGCCUUUACUGUUCGAGCCAUCUCGGUGACGUCUUUCUGACAGACCCAGUUCACUGGCUAGAGUUAGUAAUAAUUUCCCUCGCUGCCGGUGCACAUUCGGUUCGGGAACUAGCCUCCGACACCCGCACCUGUCUGUAACUGUGUGAAGUUUUGCCUUGUCUGCUCCACUCCCAAUGACAUGUUAAUCCAAGAAGUCUCAUAUUUUCAUAAAUUCUUCUCCCAAAGAAAACACUUCGCUAGAAAUCAAACAAGUUCUGGUUUGAUGAAACUCACUACACGUAAAAUAAUAGUUUAUACCAGAAAGGUAGUUUAAAAAAAAAAUUUGUAUAAAUCAUAUCAAGUCAUUGAGGAGGUAUGCUACUUAUGUUUUGUUAGGUUGGAUAAAACAAUUUUCCAGAACUUAGUGUGUAAAUAAUAAUUUCGAGUAAUUUUUGUGAAUGAGAAAAGGAACAAAAUAACAAAAAAAAUGGACCAAUUAGUUUGAUGGCUUGAAUUAAGCAUCAACUGAGUACUGCGUUUUAUUGUAUAAUCGUUGCACAUGUUAUACUAAAAUCAAGUUUGAAAAGUAGGUGUGCGACGUUUAUGUGAAAAAAGCAAUUUUUUGUUAGGUAAAGUUAUUCACAAAAACAAAAGCACGCCAUACAAUUUAAAUUAAUAAGUCAUGCAACAAAAACAUUUUGUACAACUUUAAAUAUAAAAUCCAAAACUGUGACGGGAACGUGAGUCGGAGUGCAUAACUAUCGUCGUAGUAUACACCACGAGAGAGCGUGGAAUAUCAAAUGUAGUUAACUCGGCACUAGACAGAGCGCGCGCGUUGCAUGCAAUUGAUGCGCUGUCUGUAUUGAUAUUCGACUACGUGUGCGCGCUCUGUAUGGGAAUCAACAGAAUCAAACAUGAAUGAUGCCAACUAGCGCUGGCUACAUUUUUUUGAGCGGUACACAGCGACGACAAAGACGAAAAGAUAAAGGUUAUAUAUAACGUUUGAAAAUGUCUUCAAAAGAAACGUUACACAUCAGACAUCUUAUUUCUGUUAAUUGAAUAAUUAAGCGGUAAGAUCCGAAUGAAUAUUAUAUUUCAACUUUAAAAUACUUUGUUUUAUACGGAAAAACUUGAUGGAAUGCUAGAUUGGUUAAUUGACUGGGUCAUGCACUACAUAGUUGAAAAUAAUGCCUACACUUACCGAAUUUAAUAUUUCUUACACGCAUGCCAUUGCAGUUUUGCACUGUUUGUCAUGAAAAAAUUCAAAAAUGCAAAUUAAGAAAUAAAAAUGAAACAUAAACCCACAGAGAACAGGCCUACAUCAGCUGAUGUCAAACAGAAAAAUCAAACGAUGUACCUAAACCGGUAUUACAGAGAACAUGACUGCGACUGCACGGACGAACACACAGGAAACCUCCUGUAUUUGUUGUGGUUGUCGUGUUCUCUAUAAUACCUAUCUGGUUAUCUUCAUCGUGUCUGUAUAAUUGCUGCGUUGUCCAGGUUUUGUCGUCUGUCUGCACUUACUGUUUUUUUUGAAAAUGUCUCCUCAUCGUUGUUAACCAGCUGUGUCUGUCUGUGCUGUUAUUGUUAUUUUUAACGACUAAAUUCCUUCCACGGAAUUCUUGUGCUGUCUGAUAUUUGAGUUUGAAUGUGUUCGUCUGUGCUGUCAUUGUUGUGUUGACCGUAAUAACUGUUUAGGUUCAUCGUUGUGUUUAUCUGUUUGACAUCAGCUGAUUUAGGCUUGCUAUCUGUGGGUUUAUGUUUGCAUUUUUGAAUUUUUUCCAUGACAAAACAGUGCAAAACUGCAAUUGUGUACGUCCAAGAAAUUGAAAUAAAUCAAAAUUCCCCUUUGUACGAAUCAUUUAAGGAAUACACUUCCCGAAUGUUGAACCACUUGUCAUUUCAGUCUCUCUCCCUCCCAUUUCAUGUGGGCAAGUCAUGUUUCUGAAAAAUUAUGAGAUCUCAGUUCUAAUGUUUUUGAAUUUGGUGUGUGUUUUUAAAAUAAUCAUGUUAUUUUGUAACUGUCUGCACUGCUACGAUUAAUAGACGUGUAAAUAUAGAGCUGUGGGAACAUCAGUUGAUGUUAGUGAACACAUUCUUUUGUCGAUACAACAAUUAUCUCACACACACAACUAUGUUCAGUGUAUAGGUAUAAGUUUAUUGGUUUUAUAAGACUACACUAUAAAUAUGUAUAAAAGAAAUUGAUGAUGUGUUAUGUACAAAACUAUAUAUGCAAACAGUUUACUUUUGUACACAAUGAAGCUAUUUAACAUUAAAAAAAAUUGACAUAACUGCAUAAAAAAAUUCUUAUUUUAAUAUACAUUAGUUUAGUAGUAAUAUUUAGCACUAAAACUUUAUAUACAUACUGCACUUGUUCCUAACCAAUUAAAGUUCAGUACUUAUCAUUAUUGUGAGGUACGGAGCGCUAUCUGUAUGUGUCAAUGUAGUGUUUCGAGUCAGUACGUUGAACUAGUGUGUAAACAAUUUAUGCUGUGCUUGUAACAACGGUUACCUUAUUUUGUAUUUGAAAUUGUUUGUGUUGUUAUGCUUUGUUUGAAUAUUUAAUUUUUACAAUAUUUGUUUUGUACUUGUGAAUACAGUUACUGAAAAAAUCAAGAACAUUGUUGGUUUCUUUGCUA